ACAGGGAGGGGUAGACAGACUGACCGGGCUUUUUUUUUUUUCAGUUUGUGAUAUUUAUUUCUUUAUUUUUUAUUAUUUCAACAAAGCCGAGUGUUGAGAGUAUUACGUCGCUGUCGUAAACUUGACCGGGGAGCUGACGAGCCGGCGGUUACUCCUUUUCUUUGGGACUGUCGCUGUGAAAACAGUCCAGAAGAAAGGAGGAAAGGCAGGAACAACAUGGGGCGAUAAUAAAAAGAAAAAUGUGUUGUGGACCGACGAUGUCUCUCUGGGAGGACCCGUGAAGCCUAUUUAUUCCUUAUUUAUCCCUCCCUUUUUCGUCCCGUUUAGUUUUUUUAAAACUGUCUCCUUGUUAGUUUGGGGGUCGGGUUUUAUUUUCUUGAGCAAAAAGCAGCGUUUUAGGAGGGCAGAAGAAAAAUGGACCAAGCCGGCAUCCUGAGAAAGUUUAUCCAAAGGGUAAAGGCCAUGAGCGAAGGAGACGAGAAGAGGGGAGAGGACAACUUCGGCAGCGACUUUAUGCGGUUACGGCGGCUAUCGACAAAGUACCGGACAGAGAAAAUCUACCCGACCAACAUAGGAGAGCGGGAGGAGAACGUCAAGAAGAACAGAUAUAAAGAUAUACUGCCAUUUGACCACACUAGAGUAAAACUGACAUUAAAAACAACCAAUCAGGACACAGAUUACAUCAACGCAAGCUUUAUCAAGGGUGUGGACAGUCCAAAUGCCUACAUUGCAACUCAGGGCCCGCUGCCGAACACAGUCAUCGACUUCUGGAGAAUGAACUGGGAGCACAACAUAGCUGUUAUUGUGAUGGCUUGUCGAGAAUUUGAGAUGGGAAGGAAAAAGUGUGAGCGGUAUUUUCCAAGGCAAGGCGAGGAGCCCCUGACUUUCGGCCCUUUCAGGAUCUCUUGUGAAUCUGAACAGACCAGAACAGACUAUUCUAUAAGGACUUUGAUCGUGCAGUAUAACAAUGAGACCCGGAGGAUAACUCAGUUCCAUUACAUCUACUGGCCUGAUCACGACGUCCCUUCAUCAUUCGACUCCAUCCUAGAUAUGAUCGGACUAAUGAGAGAAUACCAAAAGAACGACGACGUCCCCAUUUGUGUUCACUGCAGCGCUGGCUGUGGGAGGACGGGUGCUAUUUGUGCUAUUGACUACACAUGGAACCUCCUGAAAGCUGGGAGAAUUCCAGAAGAUUUUAAUGUUUACCAGUUGAUCCAAGAGAUGAGGACGCAGCGGCACUCUGCUGUUCAAACAAAGGAGCAGUACGAGUUGGUUCACAAAGCAAUCGCUCAGCUCUUUGAGAAACAGCUGCAGAUACUGGAGAGUCCCACCAACUCACAGAUACACGAUGGCAUGAGUGAAAGCAGCCCUGACAAAGCAAGCCAUCUAUCAGACGAUGAAAGAUGGGACACACCUCCACCCAAACCACCUCGCAUCCGCAGUCCACAGAUAGAAGGUGAUGUAAAGGAGGAGAUUCUCCAGCCUCCUGAAGCUCACCCCGUCCCCCCCAUUCUCACCCCGUCUCCCCCAUCGGCGUUCCCCACAGUCACCAACGUACGGCAGGACAACGACCGCUACCAUCCCAAACCUGUCAUACACGUCCUCGCUACGACGCAGCGCAACGCCGCACAGAAGGCGGUUGUGGAUCAGGAGCAGAACCAGUCGGAACCCGCUAUGAUCCAAAAGACUACCCUCCCAGAGCAGAAAAAUCUGGACGUGCUGAGCCAAAACCAGCAGACUCAGGUCUCCAAUCUGGAUCUCAAUGAGAACUACAGCAACAAGUUGUCCUCGACGUCGACUCUGUCAGAUUCAGGCCAAAGCCAGACACCGUCCUCACCCAUUUCCCCGGCCGUCGAAUGUUCCGCCGCUCCUCGGAUUGAGAGGAAGCUCAGCAUUGAGAUCAAGAAGGUGCCGUUGCAGGAAGGGCCGCGCAGCUUCGACAGCUCCUCGUCUGCGGGGGUAGCAGGUGCACUGAACGCCACUUCAAGCAACAGCAGUUCCACGCUCCAAAGAGGCCACGCCUUCAAGUCUCGCUCUGGUCAGACUGCGCUGACGUCUAGCUCCUCGCUGUCGGAAGACUCGGGCACGGAGGGAGGUGCGGGCGGGUGUGGGGAGAGCCAUGCAGAUGGAGGCCUCCUAACCAGACCAAACCACCUUCCUGUGAAGAAGGAAGAGAAGAAGAUGCAGGAAGAGGAAAUGGCGGGCAUCAAAUCUGGCCACGCGUUGUGGAUGGAGCCCUGCAACAGCCCGGAAAAACUCUUCCCCAAGACUUCCUCCUCCUCUUCUUCCUCAGACAGAGUUGCCCCAUCCUCCUCAUCCUCCUCACACCUCUCUUCCUCCUCCUCCUCCUCCUCUUCCUCCACUCCUGUUAGGACUGCUCUCAGUUUCACCAAUCCCUUACACUCCGAUAAUUCAGACGAGGAGGGGAAUGAAGAGAUGCCUGAAGGAAAGGAGGGUUAUCAUACAAACAUAUCUAUGGUGACGACGUCCACAGUAACAGCAUCGUCUCAUCCUGAAAGCCAGCAGGUGGUCAGAAAGGCGGUGCCCAUGUCAAUUGCAGGACAGACCACUCCACUGCCCUCUACAGCCACAGCAAACUGCUGGGACAGUGAUGACUCCCCUCCCCCACUCCCUGAGAGAACCCUCGAGUCCUUCAUACUGGCCACAGACCCUCUGGAAGUGAAGAUGUCAGCAUCAAGUGGAUGGAUAAACUCCCAAAAAGACGUGUUGGAUUGUAAUAAGACAUCUCCAGCUGAUCCUGGGUCUGCUGGCAGUAAAGCAGCAGAUAGCCAAGCAGAUAUGGGGUUCGGUAACCGCUGCAUUCAACCCCAAGGCCCGCGAGAACGUCCCUCGGAGUGGACAUGAUGGAGCGACGUUUCUGACUGUCCUAAAACCACGUCCCUUAUCAGGAUUUGGACUCCCACCUGGCUGGUCCAAAAGCCAAGUUG
Molecule: messenger RNA, 2948 nt
Organism: Nematolebias whitei (Rio pearlfish)
Lineage: Eukaryota; Metazoa; Chordata; Actinopteri; Cyprinodontiformes; Rivulidae
Gene: ptpn12
Product: protein tyrosine phosphatase non-receptor type 12
Exons: 18
Coding region: 415-2865 (816 amino acids)
Biological process (GO): peptidyl-tyrosine dephosphorylation
Cellular component (GO): nucleus; cytoplasm
Molecular function (GO): non-membrane spanning protein tyrosine phosphatase activity
Source: RefSeq, a predicted model, not a curated record